AUUAGGCAUUACGCGAGGUAUGUGUUUAGCAAUCAAAACAGCGGGAUGUUGAUUGCAGGAACUAUUGUUACAUCACAAUAGCGAAAAAUAAAUAUGCGUAGUUAUUAUAGACAGCAUAUGACUAGGAUCCUUUUCAUUAAUGAACUGACGCGCCUGACUGUAAACACUCAUAAGUGCAGGAAGCAAAACAUGCGCAAAACCGAAUUUAUUUGCAGCGAUUAUUCAUCAAUAUUUUUCAACAGUUAUGGUUGACAAUCAGGCUAGAUCGGACAAAGCUAUGUCUAUCUUUCUCGUCCAAUUAGUGAAUUGUUCCGGCAAACGGUAUACUUCGGCAGUGUUUACCAAAGAUGAUCUAACUAAACAAAAAUAACGUAACCCUGUACAAUUGGUCCCUUACUAGAACAAGUGGUUGUGUAAUCCCCAAUCAUUAUUAUAGUAUUUGUUUACAAACAUAUUCUAUUGUGACUUUCGUUUUUGAGUCAUCACGGCCAGAUACAUAUUUUUCUUUAGUCUUUAGUGUUUGCGCCGACGCGUACUGAGAUGGAAGUGUUCAUACUCGCAGUGUGGCUCUGCGUGGCCACGGCUGAGCUCGCGCAGGACUUAGCACACAUCGAGGACUUCAUACAGCAGAAGCGAUAUCUCCUCAAGAAGAAGUACCGACCCAUGUACCACAUCUCCGCGCCAGUAGGCUGGCUCAACGAUCCCAACGGAUUCAUAUUCUUCAAGCGGCAGUACCACAUAUUCUACCAGUACCAUCCAUACAACGGCGCGUGGGGCCCGAUCCACUGGGGCCACGUUAUCAGUGACAACCUCGUCGACUGGGCAUUCUACCCGCCCGCGCUGGUGCCCAAGGACCACUACGACAAACACGGCUGUCUCUCUGGAUCAGCAGUCAUACACAACAGUUAUUUAACCCUAUUCUACUCGGGACAUGUGCUAUCCAACAACAAGACCUAUCAAACUCAAAAUGUCGCUAUUAGUGCAGAUGGAAUCAUCUUCCAGAAGUAUUUGUACAACCCCAUAAUACGAGAAGGCCCAUUUGGCAACACGGACUUUAGGAAUCCUAAAGUAUGGCGGUUUAGAAACUCAUGGUACAUGCUGAUUGGAAGUUCAAGAGUGCAAGAAGCAUAUCUGUUACUAUACACAUCACCUGACUUAUUCAAUUGGAAAUUGAAUGGGACAAUAGCAAAGUCAUACGGAGACAUGGGGUACAUGUGGGAGAGCCCAGAUUUUUUUGAAAUAGAUGGAUUCAAUGUACUUAUUUUGUCGGUUCAAGGCAUACAAGGUGAUGGUCAUCGAUUUAGAAAUCUUUAUCAGACUGGGUAUGUUAUUGGGUCUUUCAACUAUCUGAAUGGACAGUUUGAAGACUUGGAAAUUUCGACGGCAACUUUCAAUGAACUGGAUUACGGUCACGAUUUCUAUGCAGCUAAAACUAUGCAAUCCCUCGAUGGACGAAGACUAUUAGUCGCUUGGUUGGGUAUGUGGGAGAGUGAAUUCGAAGAAUCAAAUGACGGCUGGGCAAGUAUGCUGACGCUAGUGAGAGAACUGAGGCUUACGUAUCAGGGCAAGCUGUUGAUGGCGCCGGUGAGAGAAAUUAUUGAGCUGCGUGCAGAAGUGCUUGAGGAUGCAUGGUACAGUCCAGGAGAGGCGUUCUACGCGGGGUCCAGGGCGUUCGAGAUGCUUGUCAACUCUAGCACAGUGAUGUAUGAUGCUGCGAUCAUUCUGGAGUGGAGUGGAGAACGACAGUAUACCAUUUCGUUUUCUGCAGAGCGUGGGUUCGUGAGCGUGGAUCGUGGAGGGGUAGACGGCGUUAGACGAGCCGAUUGGAUGCCUCUAACCCACAUUCACUGGCGUAUUUUCGUCGACUACAGUUCUAUAGAAGUCUUCUGUGGCUUAGGCGAAGUAGUUUUCUCCAGUCGAAUAUACCCACGGAAAUCUAUGCGCGUAAGGAUCGCAGGUGACACGCAAUUGCACGUGACACAAUACCGACUCAGGCGCAGCGUUGGUUAUGACAACAAACUACGGAAGCAAUUGAAGAAUCACGUCAUCAACCGAUAUCAUUAAAGUUGGAAACUGCAAUGGCUAAAUAACUGAUAGAAGCAACAAUCCUGGAUUAACCAUAAAGCUAAUAGGGUGAAAUAGCAUCCAAGCCGAACUGAUUUUUUUUUCGCUUUUCACGCUCGAUAGUCUAGUAAGUUUUGAUCACUUUUUAAGAGGCCCCGCUCUAAAUUUUGAUAAGGGCCGAGCAGCCAAAUCCAGUGAAAUCCAGCAAAUAUUUUCAUAGGAGGUUGAACGAGUCAUCAUAAUUUUGUAUCAGCAUGGUUCGGUGACUCGGUGAACAUUUUCGUAAAAAUGAAAAUCAAUUUUUGUUUUGGCUAUUAAUUUGAGAAAAUGACUUUUUGAAAAUAAGUAAAGUGUGUACCUUACUUAGUAUUA
Molecule: messenger RNA, 2436 nt
Organism: Helicoverpa armigera (cotton bollworm)
Lineage: Eukaryota; Metazoa; Arthropoda; Insecta; Lepidoptera; Noctuidae
Product: raffinose invertase
Exons: 1
Coding region: 541-2064 (507 amino acids)
Biological process (GO): carbohydrate metabolic process
Cellular component (GO): cytoplasm
Molecular function (GO): beta-fructofuranosidase activity
Source: RefSeq, a predicted model, not a curated record